AUCCGCAGAGGGUCGCAACCGCCAAGUCACCUACCUCAAACGAAAGGCAGGCCUCUUCAAAAAGGCAUACGAGCUGGCCACUCUGACAGAUUCGCAAGUCGCCGUCAUCGUCUUUGGUCAUAAUGGGAGGCUGUCUCAAUUCUGCUCUGCAGACAUGGACGCAGUCUUGCUCAAGUACACAGAGCACGAAGGUCCUGUCGAGCACAAGGGCCCAGAAGACUUUGCCAACUCCACUGGAGACGAUGAAGAUGACGAAGGAGACGAUGCUGGUCCCGACUCGUACGAUCCUAGAGGACCGCCUGGUGGUCCUGGGGGCCCAGGGGGCCCUGGUGGCUCCUCGGGAGGUGGAGGAAUGGGCGGAGGGGGCCGUCGCGAUGAGGGAAGCAGGUUCUUCUCCGAUCAGACUGGCCCAUCUGGCGAUUUCAGCAAUCAUGGGGCGGGUACAGGUAGCGGCUCUGCGGGUGGGCAGUCUUCGGGCAAUGGCAAGGGAGGCGCUAAGAGAAACAGGGGUCGAUCCCCUAAACAGACCGUCGAAAGCAUGAAGAUGGUGUCUCCGACCUCAUCCAGCGGCUCUGUCUCCGUUGCAACAACACCAGCAGACCAAGAAUCCUUCACAGAGGCCAUCCGGAGAAAGUCGAGCAGCCAAGCCUCUGCGGGAGCACCUCCUUCUGCGAAGAGGGAAGGUGCUGCGACUGUACAAAGAUCACCUAUGGAGGCCGAGCAUGCGAGUCAACUCUCUGCUGGUCUGCGACAUUACGUAGCGCCUGCUCAUUUCGAACACCAAGGGGGCAGUAUCGACGCGUAUGGCGUCUCACACGGAGGGUUCUCCCAGCGAACCUUCGAUGACGCCAGCUUCGCUUCCUCCUCUUCGAUGGAGGAAGGAAAUGGUCACAGGUCCAUCGCACCCUAUCCCUUGGCAGCGGGAAGGGCUACCAAUUUUCCGCCUUCAAAGCCCCAAUUCCAUGCGAUCCCGGGCCCUCCUGGCUGGCCUGAUCGCGAGGGCAUGAGCUUCGAGGGAGCAGGAAAUCAAGCCCCCAUGCAAUGGGACUAUAUGGGAACCGGGCGGGGAGAUAUGCCACCACAACAGCAAUACCAACAGCAGCAGCGGCCCCACUUGUUGGUAUCUACUCUCACGAAUAGACAACCAUCAUUCGCCUCGCUAGAGGAGCCCAGCUCAUCCUCGCUCUCACGUGGUCCUUCUCAGGGGAUCACGCCUUUCCUACCUGGAAUGCAGAUGACGAAUGGUAUUCAGAAUGCAAGGAACGCGAUGACUACGGCCCUGCCCUCGUCUCCUCCCAUGAAUCCAUAUGCCUCGAUUGGCAACCCUGGCAGGCCUCUGCCGUCUCGGGAGAGCUCAACGCCUGGGCUAUCGGCCUCGUCGUACUCCCACCAUCGACGUGGGACAGAUGACCACGGCACUCUUGCAUCGGCUAGUAGCACGGAUGGUACGCCUCUGCUCGCCUCCUCAAGUCUAGCCACACCAAGCGAGUCUCCGAUGGGCUUCGUUGCGCCCGGAGGAACAUUACCGCAAGGCUCCACAUUGCCGUUCGCUGCAGGUACAGGUUACUUUGUGACCGGUGCUAUGGGUGAACCCACGAAGAAUCCCACGCUUCAAGGUAAUCCCGUACCCCGACCUAUGGGAGCCAUUGAAGCAGAUGCUCAAUUCCCGCUAUUCGAAGGCACUGCCUACUUUGGGGUCUGAGGUGGAACACAUGCCAAGAUCAGGUUCAGCGCCUGGUGCGUUUGUAACACAAGCUUUGCAUCUCACUCUCAGUGCCCCCUCAAAAUCUCCUUCCUGUGAGGACCGCCUUCUUGCUUGCAUUCUCCAAGUCUUCGGCGCUUCU
This is a messenger RNA of Microstroma glucosiphilum, 1844 nucleotides long. RefSeq lists its product as hypothetical. The record is from RefSeq and is a predicted model, not a curated record. Bases 155 to 1702 code for a protein of 515 amino acids. The transcript is spliced from 2 exons. NCBI's taxonomy places the organism in Eukaryota, Fungi, Basidiomycota, Exobasidiomycetes, Microstromatales, Microstromataceae.